AUGAAGACACUGUUGGAUUUGCUUAGUGAAGAUGGUGUUAUGGUUCAAGGAAAAGUUAUGUAUACUGAUACAAACAGACAAACUUUUUGGAAAAAAGUAGCCGUAGAGCUUAAUUCAGUUGAUGGAGGAGCAUUUAAAAAUGCAUUCAAAUGGUGCAAAAUGUGGACCGAUUGGAAAAAUAAAACUAAAAGGAAAGCAGAUGUUUUGUUGAAAAAGAAAAAAUAUGAAUUAAUGCCUCAACCUCUUGCAUUGACAAAACUUGAAUUAAGGCUGCUACAAUUAAUAUGUUACCCAUUGGAUGACUUCGAAUCUCAUUUUGAAAUGAAACAAAAAUUGGAAAUACCUAACAAUUCUAAAACUAAUAUUCAUUUAGAGUUUCUAGCAGAUGGUUCUAAUGAAUCACUGUCGAAAUGUGGAGAAGCGGUUACAGAUGAAGAGGAUAAUAAGGCUUUAAGGUACUUUGCAAGACACAAAAGGAAAACUGACAGUGAGGAUGUGCUGGAUCAUAAAUCGGAUCUAUUUGAUGAUUUAUCAGACACUGGAAAAAUUAUGAAAACCCAGGAAAAUAACAUUAACAUACCAUCAAUUUCUGUCGAAGAGUUUAAAGUAAGAACAACAUUAUCAUUACAAAAAGAGAGAUCGCAACAAAAGAAUGAAGAGUUACGAUUAAAAGCAAUAGAACUAAAACAAAAAGGGGAAGAAUUAAGAUUGAAAGAAGUGGAAAUGAAUAAAGUGAACUAUUUAACAAACAUAGAGGAGGAGAAACUGAAGUGCUUAAGGGAGAUAUCAUCAUGUCUUAAAGAGUUAUUGGAUAGAAACAGGAAUGGAAAUUUAAGAUUUAAUAAUGUGAUG
Messenger RNA from Iphiclides podalirius (scarce swallowtail), 852 nucleotides. The record is from the annotation of a GenBank genome assembly. Lineage: Eukaryota; Metazoa; Arthropoda; Insecta; Lepidoptera; Papilionidae.